Molecule: messenger RNA, 5741 nt
Organism: Pimephales promelas (fathead minnow)
Lineage: Eukaryota; Metazoa; Chordata; Actinopteri; Cypriniformes; Leuciscidae
Source: RefSeq, a predicted model, not a curated record
CUGAGUCUCAAGGUUCCAUAUUUUGUAACAGAAGUGAUAUUUGGACAGAAAUUUAAGGUUUUGAUCAUAAUAUGAUGGGCAAUGAAAAAGUAUGGCAAAGUAUGUGUAUGAAUUCCGGUACCAUUUAUUAACAUUAAGUGACAUCUCAACAGUUUGGUAGAGGCCGAUAUUUAAAAAAUUAUGGGAUGUGUUGAAAAAAAAAAUUCUUAGCAAAAUAUAUUCUUAAGAACAUCAACCAAAUAAAACUCAAGAAAGGUGUACAAUAUGGGACUUUAAUACAAAUAGUGUAGAGUUUGCGGUACUAGAGGAUGUUACUUUUAUUUUGACAACGGAAAAGCUGGAUUUUCGCGUCUGCACCAUAUGUAUCCGUGGGCUACACGCACACAAUAACCAUAGGCAAUAACGCGUCUUCGCGUUGUAUCGUCUGUACACGUUCGGUCUAAAGAAAUAGCUUUCAUCCAUUCGUCUGAGGAAAUAUUUGUCUUUUCGCCUUUUCAUAACUUGUAAAUUUCGUCUCGGAGUGAUGACGUCACCACCGUCACGUUUUCACUCCAUCAAAGAAGUCUUGUGAGAUCUGAUUGCAACUGUGAAGCUCCUCCCACAGGAAUUCAACAAAAGGCCUAAUUGCUGGAAUAUUUUCAUUUUACUAGUGAAGAAAUAGAGUUUAAAAAACAUGAAUGAUCCAGAACCCUGCAGAAUAAAACAUGAAGAGACUGAAAAUCUAAUAGAUCUGAUGGAAGACAAGGAGAGUGAAGAACUUAGAGAAGCAAAGGAGAAACAUGUCAAAGCUGGUGAAAAAUUUUCAAGUUGCUUACAGACUGAAAGUACUUUAUUGAGAAAAUCCUUCCCCUCGCCUCAGUGUGGGAAGAGUUUUACAGAAAAUGUAAUCCUGAAGAGACACAUGAACAUCCACACUGGGAAGAAGCCACACACAUGUGAUCAGUGUGGGAAGAGUUUCACAAGAAAAAGAGGCCUUAAUGUACACAUGAAAAUCCACACUGGAAAGAAUCUGCACAAAUGUGACCAGUGUGGGAAAACUUUCUUAAUAAAAAGAGGCCUUAAUGUACACAUGAAAAUCCACACUGGAGAGAAUCUGCACACAUGUGAUCAGUGCGGGAACAGUUUUUUGUAUCAAGUUACCCUGAAUAGACACAUGAGAAUCCACACAGGAGAGAAGCCGUACACAUGUGAUCAGUGCGGGAAGAGUUUCACAUAUUUAAGAACUUUCAAAUCACAUCUACGUUUUCAUUCUGGAGAAAGACCAUAUAGCUGUGAUCAGUGUGGUAAAUCAUUUUUUUCAGAAUCAUCCCUGAAUAGACACCUGAAUCUUCAUUCAAAUGAAAAGCCUUACUUGUGUUAUUUGUGUGGAAAUAGAUUUAGAUGGCUGGGUUUAUUAAAAUUACACCAGAAAAGACACAGUGGUGUGAAGAAUCAUGUGUGCUUUGAUUGUGGGAAGACCUUCAUUACAGAUGCUGCAGUGAAAAAGCAUCAGAGGAUCCACACUGGAGAAAAACCUUACAAGUGUUCACACUGCGACAAGAGAUUCAGUCAGUUAGGAUAUCUGGAAGCACACAAGAGGAUCCACACUGGAGAAAAACCUUACAAGUGUACUCACUGCGACAAAACUUUCAUUAAUUUAGGAAACCGGAAAGAACACGAAAGGAUCCACACUGGAGAAAAACCUUACAAGUGUACUCACUGCGACAAAACUUUCUUUAAUUUAGGAAACCGGAAAGAACACGAAAGGAUCCACACUGGAGAGAAGCCAUACAAGUGUUCACUCUGCGAUAAGAGAUUCAGUCAUUCAGGAAACCUAAAGACACACAAGAGUGUCCACACUGGAGAGAAGCCAUACAAAUGUUCACACUGUGACAAGAGUUUCAGUCAGUCAGACCACCUGAAGGCACACGAGAGGAAUCACACUGGAGAAAAACCUUACAAGUGUUCACACUGCGACAAGAGAUUCACUCAGUCAGGACACCUGAAGGCACACGAGAGGAAUCAUACUGGAGAAAAACCUUACAAGUGUUCACACUGCGACAAGAGUUUCAGUCAGUCAGGACACCUGAAGAAACAUGAGAGGAUCCACACUGGAGAAAAACCUUACAAGUGUUCACACUGCGACAAGAGUUUCAGUCAGUCUGAAAACCUGAAGAGACACAAGAGGAUCCACACUGGAGAGAAGCCGUAUCACUGCCCACCUCCAGGAGGGAAGAGUUUUACUCAUUUAUCUUCUUUACAACAAGUGUUAGGACCAGUGGCGUAACAAGCCAACACCAGGCCCUUAAGCAGGAUUUUUAAUGCGGGCUCCCGCAAUGUCGUCAAAAAAAAAAAAAACGCUUGACGACAAUAUUCUAUAUAUAUAUAUAUAUAUAUAUAUAUAAAACACUGCUGGUGAUGGCGCACCAUAACACAUUGUUACUCACUGCUAUGACUUUACACACAGGCCUAGGUCCAAAUACAUUAAAAAAAAUUCUUACUUGCAUUAUAGCUGCAUUUUCACUUUUGAAAAAGAACGCUCUGCAGAAGCCACUGCCACUGGGAUGGUUAGAAAAAGCAUAAAAGCAGUGCAAACCUCCCCGAAACUCGCAGUGAUGCAGCUGUUCUCGACGAUUAGCAUCUUCGUCAGCUCUUGCACUGUUUUCAUUUGUGAGAUCCGGUCUUUUAAGCAUGAACGAAAUGAUAACAAUUGCAUUGGGAAAUCAGUAGCAAUGUUGUCUCUGUAAAUCUCCACCAGCCUAUUUGCUUGCAAAAACAGUUCAUCAUCUGUUGCAGUGCAAAGGGUCUUGGGCAGUAAAACUUUGGAAUGGUCAACUGUUGAUCGUAAACCGGCGAAUCUCUGGGUCAAUUGAGAGAUGACAAUAUCAAGGAAGGCAUUAAACACAUUGACAUGAAAGUAAGACUCAGCAUCCGAUAUACGUUCAUCUUGACACAGCUCAUCAAAAUGCGCUUUCACUUUUCUCAACCGACUCCCCACUUCUCUGAAAGGCUCCUUGCUGUUUGUUUGACAUUUUCAAAACUUUCUCGGAACACAGUUAGGUCUCUGAUGGCGCUGCCCAGUAGCUGGACUGCUGAAGCCAGAUCCAUGUCUUGGGAUUGUAGAAGUUUUGAUAUUACAUUAGUCCGUUCCAAGAUUUUGCUUUGGAGGACAACAAGACAAACAAAUGAGAAUUUCUCAAUUGUCUGUUUCAACGAUGCAGCCUCGUCCCGUUCAUCUUUCUUUCUGCUCGUCAGUGAAAGUUUUGCCAAUGCCUUCAUUACAUCAUUGUACCGAUAUCUCAAAGUGGUUACUGCUUCAUAACGUGAGGACCAUCUAGUCGGGCAUAAAUUUUUCAGUGUUAUGUUAGAGUCAUUGUUUGUGUCUUCGUCAUUACUUUGUGUAGUAUUUGAAAGCAUUGCCCAUCUCUUUAUGCUGUGGCCAAAGAACACAUAAAUGCGCUCAACAAUGUCAAAGAACUGUCGUACUUCUUGUAUCUUCACCGCAUCAUUAAGGAUGAGAUUCAAAUUGUGUGAGGCACAGUGUACAUACCUUGGCAGCUAUCCUUGCCUGGACACCACUGUAUAUACCGUGCAUAUUCGCGGCACCGUCGUACCCUUGCCCUCUGCACUUGGAAAAGUCUAAGCCGUUGUCCUCCACAGACGCAAUAAUCGCCCGAGUAAGCUCGCAGGCUGAUGAGUCGUUAACGUCACGAAAUCCAAUGAAGGACCCUUUGAUCGUCACAUCAGUGGCAACACCACGAGCAUCUUGCUCAACUAUAACAUAUCUGAAGAUCUGGCUCAUCUGAUCAACUUUAGCCACAUCUUGUGUUGUGUCCAUAAUCACGGAGAAAAAUGGAGCUGAUCGUAUUUCGUCUAGAAUGUCUUUCUGAGUAUUUUUUGCUAGAAUUUCAAUUAGCUCAUUUUGUACCAGUAGGCUUAGGUACUUGAUCGAGCAAGCAGGGCGGCUAAUCAGAUCUUUAAGCACUGGGUCGUACAUUGCCAGGAGCUCAACGACAGAAAGGAAAUUACCAUUGUUAAUUUCCCCUAUUUUUUUCCCUAUGUCUGCUAAACGGAAUAUUGUUCGUAGCUAAAGUGAGCGUAACAUUAAUCACACGGUGUAGUACCUGUCUCCAAAAGCUGGCCUCAUGAAGUAUGUCCCUCUCCAUAUCCUUAUCCAUAGUUCUGUUCUGACGCCAAAGGUCGCAUAUCACACAUGCAGCUUUGUGUAGAGUGGAUGACUCGUGCUGUUGAAUUUUCUUUGAUAAAUUACACCAGGUAUUUGCUUUCCAUGUUGACUUGGAAAAAAGCCGACAGGGCUCGCAGUAGGCUACAUCCAGUGUGGGGGAGUAGCACAGCUAUGUCCUCGGUAUCUCCAUACCAGACUUGGUUUUGCAGAUGUAAUAUGCCAUUGUAAAUUAGCGGUUAUCCUGUGCAGGAUCCCGCGUGAAAGGGCCAGUAGGUUUGCAUGACCCCAAAGAUACUAUAUAUCGUUUGACAUUUGAGUCUAGAUGCUCUGGAAAAUGACCCAUGUUGGUUGGAUGCUCAUGCAAAGAGGAUAUAUUAGCAGUGAUGGGCAUAGAAUCUACCUCGUUCUCCUCGAUGCUGUUGGAUGACCCACUGGUGUUAGCACAGGCCACCGAGGUUGCAGUGGGUGCAUCACUCCCUUCCUCCUCAAUUUUCACCUUUUACAUCGAUGUUACUUGAUCCACUGGUGCUAGCAUUAACCACGGAGCUGCUACUACCAACGGACACUUCAGGUGCGUCACACGCUUCACUCUCUUGCUCCUUCUCAAUCUCCAUCUCCUGUGUCAUCUUUUUAAAGAACCUUCAUAUUUUUGGUAAUUUGUUAAUUAAUUUGUCAUUCUUCUUUCCAUUUGCGCUUUUGUAAGCCACUUUUGUGUUUGUAAUUUGACGACUCCAUUAUCCAUAUCAAUCUCAAGUUCAAACUUUUUUUUUUACUAUUUUUGCACGCAAUGCGCAUGUUCACCCAGGGAUUCCACAGUCCCAAUUCAAACAAAUUACACCAAAAUCCAUCAUUGUUUGUUUCAGACAUACAUUUAAUGAUCAGUAAAUUAUGUUGUCGUCAUUAUUUAUUCAAAUAAAUUUGCGAAAAAUUAAAAUGCCAUCAGACUAAAAAUAGAAAUGCGAUAGGGGCCGCAUGACUAGCUUCCAGUCAUGCGGGGCCUUGAUUGGUCCGGGCCCGUAAGGAACCGCGUACCCUGCUUACCAAUAGUUACGCCACCCACUGGUCAGGACAAUGAAACAACAUCACAUGUUUGUUUUUACAGUGAACAGAGUUCAUCUUCAAGACCGGCGGUUUCAAGUGUGAUUUUAGAUCAACUCAAAAGAUGUCUCAAUUCAUUAGCUGCAGAAGUAGCCUAAUCUCAGAGGCAAAUAUUGUACUUUUUACAAUAAACUGACUUCGCACAUGGAUAUUAGAUUUUUAUAGUAGAUAUUGUUUCAAAAAAUUAGGUUUCACUUACAGUCCCUUUAACACAUUCUUAUAAGUAACGUUGCACCUACAUGUCUAAUAACUCUCAUUAGAGCUUUAGUUGAGUAUUAAUAGACUGGUUUGUUUGUAGUUUAUUUACAAAUGUCUUAAGUUGACAUGUAGUUGCACAAUUGUUUGAGGACCAUCACAAUAAAGAGUUUGCAGCAAACAGUCUACUCUUUUUUUUUCUGUAAUGCGCUUUUGUACCUGUACCUCCCUUUAUAUUGUAAUUAUAUAUUUUUGUUGCAAUAUUGUUUGUACAUGAUAUAUU